AUGCCCAAGUCAAGGAGGUCAAAGGUCGUCCACAUGACGCAGGUCACCAAGAAGGGCCGCGAGCAAAAGGACAAGCUCUUCAGCAACAUCCGCGAGACCAUUCCCGAGUACCAGCGCUGCUUCGUCUUCAGCGUCGACAACAUGCGCAACAACUACCUCAAGGACGUGCGGCACGAGAUGUCUGACAGCAGGCUCUUCUUCGGCAAGACCAAGCUCAUGGCCCGCGCGCUCGGCCAGACGCCCGAGGAGGCCCAGGCCGACGGCAUCGACGGCCUCGCGCGCCACCUCUCGGGCUCCGUGGGCCUGCUCUUCACCAACCGGCCCGCCGACGCCGUGCUCGCGUACCUGUCCUCCCUCGCGCCCGUCGACUUUGCGCGCGCCGGCGCCGAGGCGCCCCGCGACUUCGUGAUCCCCGCCGGGCUCGUCUACAGCACGGGCGGCGAGGUCCCCGCCGAGCACGACGUGCCCGUCAGCCACACGCUCGAGCCCGAGCUGCGCCGCCUCGGCGUGCCGACGCGGCUCGUCCGCGGCAAGGUCGUCCUCGGCGGCGGCGAGGACGGCGAGGGCAGCGAGGGCUACACGGUGUGCAGGGCCGGGCAGGUGCUCGACUCGCGGCAGACGAGGCUGCUCAAGCUGUUUAGCGUGUGCAUGAGCGAGUUCCGGGUCCGGGUGUUGGCGUACUGGACUGCUGCUACGGGAGAGGUCACGGAUGUGGACCCCAAUGCCAUGGAAGAGGAUGACGAGGACAAGGAGUGA
This is a messenger RNA of Thyridium curvatum, 756 nucleotides long. RefSeq lists its product as uncharacterized. Gene Ontology annotation, cellular component: preribosome, large subunit precursor; nucleolus. Gene Ontology annotation, biological process: ribosomal large subunit assembly; rRNA processing; nuclear-transcribed mRNA catabolic process. Lineage: Eukaryota; Fungi; Ascomycota; Sordariomycetes; Thyridiales; Thyridiaceae. The transcript is spliced from 3 exons. Gene Ontology annotation, molecular function: RNA binding. The coding region runs from base 1 to 756 and encodes 251 amino acids. The record is from RefSeq and is a predicted model, not a curated record.